Molecule: messenger RNA, 3129 nt
Organism: Spea bombifrons (plains spadefoot toad)
Lineage: Eukaryota; Metazoa; Chordata; Amphibia; Anura; Pelobatidae
Gene: CRMP1
Product: collapsin response mediator protein 1
Exons: 14
Coding region: 209-2257 (682 amino acids)
Cellular component (GO): cytoplasm; cytosol
Molecular function (GO): hydrolase activity, acting on carbon-nitrogen (but not peptide) bonds, in cyclic amides
Source: RefSeq, a predicted model, not a curated record
AUCGUCAGUGUAGAGAGGCAGCGCUGAGCAGCUCCCAGCUCCAUGUGCAGAGCUCUCCUCCCUCUCCAUCUCCCCCCAGCCUCCCGUAUAGAUUGUAGAUCGCCGGAUCGUGCCUGUAACAAUAGGACUCUAUUGCCCCCUCCUCGCUCUGCUGCAUUGUAUAUGAUCUAUCUGCCCCUCCGGUAGGCAGGUGUAGGGGGCACCCAGCAUGGCAGCGGAGAGAAAAAGGAACUGGAACAAGGAGGAUGACCUGCCGGUGUAUCUGGCCAGACCCGGGACCACCGCUCAGACCCCCAGAGUCAAGUAUGGGGGGAUGUUUGCCUCUGUGGAGGGGGCUUAUGAAAACAAGACCAUUGAUUUUGAUGCCUACAGCGUGGGCAAGAAAGGGACCCGCACCCCCAGGAGCAGCAGCAGGCCGGACUUGGAUGGGGAUAAUUUCAGCGAGACAGCCAGCGAUGUGAGCGAGAUCUCCGGCUCUGCCGUCAGCUCCCCGGGAGACAGGGAUGACAGACCCCCCGGGAUUGAGAUUAAAUACCCCGGAGGGAAGGAUCUGCUGCAGGGGCAGGACAAUGGCAAGAGUGAUCGCCUUCUCAUUAAAGGAGGAAGGAUCAUCAAUGAUGACCAGUCUUUCUAUGCAGAUGUUUACCUCGAAGAUGGCCUUAUAAAACAAAUAGGAGAGAACCUAAUCGUUCCUGGUGGAGUGAAAACGAUUGAAGCUAAUGGACGCAUGGUCAUUCCUGGUGGGAUUGAUGUAAAUACAUAUCUACAGAAGCCCUACUUGGGUAUGACAACGCUAGAUGACUUUUACCAAGGCACAAAAGCAGCUGUAGCUGGUGGCACCACCAUGAUCAUUGACCAUGUUGUUCCUGAUCCCGGAUCAAAUAUUUUGGCCUCUUUUGAAAAGUGGCAUGAAGUGGCUGACACCAAAUCCUGCUGUGACUAUUCCCUUCACGUGGACAUUACCAGUUGGUACGAUGGGAUCCGAGAGGAGCUGGACAUUCUUGUCCAAGAUAAAGGUGUCAAUUCUUUUCAGGUAUACAUGGCCUACAAAGAUUUAUACCAAAUGUCAGACAGCCAGCUGUAUGAAAUCUUCACCUUCCUCAAGGGACUUGGUGCUGUAAUCCUUGUCCAUGCUGAAAAUGGUGAUUUAAUAGCUCAGGAACAGAAACGAAUAUUAGAGAUGGGAAUCACUGGACCCGAGGGCCACGCUCUCAGUAGACCAGAAGAGCUUGAAGCAGAAGCCGUCUUCCGAGCCAUUACAAUAGCGAGUCGCAUCAACUGCCCUGUGUACGUAACAAAAGUUAUGAGCAAGAGUUCCGCUGAUGUUAUUGCACAAGCCAGAAAGAAAGGUGCUUUAGUAUUUGGAGAACCAAUCACUGCAAGUUUAGGAACAGAUGGUACCCACUACUGGAGUAAGAACUGGGCCAAAGCUGCAGCUUUCGUAACAUCUCCUCCUCUCAGCCCAGACCCCACAACACCAGAGUAUCUGAACUCUCUGCUUGCAUGUGGAGAUCUACAGGUCACAGGAAGCGGUCACUGUUCUUAUAGCACUGCUCAGAAAGCUAUAGGGAAGGACAACUUUACUCUGAUUCCAGAAGGAGUCAAUGGAAUUGAGGAACGGAUGGCCAUUGUUUGGGACAAGGCUGUGGCCUCAGGUAAAAUGGACGAGAACCAAUUUGUUGCGGUCACCAGUACAAAUGCUGCCAAAAUAUUUAAUUUGUACCCAAGGAAAGGGCGAAUUGCUGUGGGCUCUGACGCAGAUGUUGUUAUCUGGGAUCCUGACAAGGUCAAGACUAUUUCUGCCAAAAGUCACAAAUCCGCUGUGGAAUACAACAUCUUUGAAGGGAUGGAGUGUAGAGGAGCCCCACUAGUAGUAAUUAGCCAAGGAAAGAUUGUAUAUGAAGAUGGCAACUUGCAUGUCAACCAAGGCAUGGGGCGCUUCAUUCCUCGAAAACCUUUCCCAGAAUACAUUUACCAGCGAAUCAAAACAAGGAACAAGGUAUCAGAAUUGCAAGCAGUGUCCCGAGGAAUGUAUGAUGGACCUGUGUAUGAAGUUCCAGCUACUCCAAAGUAUGCAACUCCGGCACCUUCAGCAAAAUCCUCCCCUUCCAAGGUCCAGGCUCCUCCGAUCAGAAACCUUCACCAAUCUAAUUUCAGUCUUUCAGGGGCCCAGAUUGAUGACACCAACCCUCGUCGCACAGGACAUCGUAUUGUUGCUCCACCGGGAGGUCGCUCAAACAUUACAAGUCUUGGUUGACCCAUCUGAAUUAAUGUAAAAAAAAAGAAGAAUACAAGUAAAAGCAUCACUGGAACAACGUUCCUUUCUGUGUCAGUGUUAUUGCUCCCACAAUGUUUUGGUACAUAUGAAAAACGGUCUUUUUUUCGUAUAGGAAGAGGUGAUCUCAGUGUGGUGAACCGCUUGGAGCUACUUACCUCACAUGUUUGUUUAGCCACCAUAACACUUUGAGCCCCGGGACUGCGAGUGGCUUGUUGCGUUAAUGUAUACCGCUUCGGUGCCCAACGUGUUAAAGCAUGGAACUGUAUUCAUCACCGUAUUAGAGUAGGAACUUUGUCUUGUAGCCAGUGGCUAAUUCAUUCGCACCAUUUAGCUUUGUAGGGUAGGUGGGUAGGUAGUGCAUGGCUUACUGUUAUUUAUAAGAAUUUUGCCUGUGAGUUUCCAUAGAUCCUCAUGACUAAUUUAACACAACAACAAGAUCAAUCUUGCCACCGAUAUGUAUGAAAUGUGGACAAUUUUAUGUAUACUGUAGGAUGCUAAAUGUAUCACGUUUAAUUUAUUAUUAUUAUUUAGUAUUUUUUAAGAACGGCUCAGAACAUGAAUGAAACAACGUUACAACUUCCCAUCCUAACUGUACAGUUUGGCCCAUUUUCACUGUUUUACAUUUUUCGCGAAAUAACACUCAUUGAGCCAUGUUUUAAUCAUUCAGCUUAAAGAAAAACUGCUUGCCUGAGGUUUUGAUACUGUUAACUCCAAAUCACAACCUGAUUUUUACAGUUUUGUACAAAUUUUUCUUUGUAUUCACACACAUUUUUACUUAUUAAGUAUGAAAUUCUAGAUGUGAUUCAGUUAAUGAAUUCAGAGCUUGUGAAAUAAAUGACAUGGAAAUAGUU